Molecule: messenger RNA, 1308 nt
Organism: Cryptomeria japonica (Japanese cedar)
Lineage: Eukaryota; Viridiplantae; Streptophyta; Pinopsida; Cupressales; Cupressaceae
Exons: 7
Coding region: 1-1308 (435 amino acids)
Cellular component (GO): RNA N6-methyladenosine methyltransferase complex; nucleus
Molecular function (GO): mRNA binding
Source: RefSeq, a predicted model, not a curated record
AUGGGGAGACACGGCAGAAGGGUAGGAGACGCUUCUAUCAACCGUUCAUUAUCUUCAUCCUCCACCCAAAAUGAGUAUGAAGAUGUUUACAGAUGGAAAAGGCAGAGGAAUCUCAAUGGGAAUCCUCACAACACUUAUUCCACCCACCACCCACAACAAUGGCAAUUACAGGCACCCACUUAUAUGAACUAUGGCGCUCCGCCUCCUGGUUUUCCUGGAAAUUUCAGCUUCUCUCAACAACAAAUGCCCUGUGAAUUUCAAGGCCCUUUAAUGGAUUUUCAUGGUCCCAAGAGUGCUUUUAGUAGAAAACUUCCUCCCACAAGGGCCUCCCAAAACGAUUAUGCUCAGCAUUAUGUGGACACUGGAAUCCGACCCCAAAAUUUUAUCAGAGAUCCUGACAUGUCUGUUGUUCCUGACGAGUAUCCGCAUCUGAAGGAGCUCAUGAAGCUGAAAGACCAACAGAUUUUGAAACGGUCUUUCAAUCCGGUAUACUUGAAAUGCGAUCUGCGAGAGACAAGGCUUUCCAAGGAACUGUUUGGGACAACUUUUGAUGCAAUUUUAAUCGACCCACCCAUGGAAGAAUAUGUUCGCAGGGCUCCUGGUGUCUUGGAUGCCACUGACUUCUGGACAUGGGAAGACAUUAGGAGCCUUGAAAUAGAGGCAAUUGCAGAUAAUCCGUGCUUCAUUUUCCUUUGGGUUGGCUCUAACGAAGGCCUUGCAGAGGGACGUCUGUGUUUUAAAAAGUUAUCAAAAUUUAAGUUUGUGAAAUGGGGUUUUAAGAGAAUCGACGAUAUCUGCUGGCUGAAGACAAAUCACGAAAGCAGAAGCAUGUCAGACUUCGUCAAUCGGGACUCAAAUUCUAUAUUCAAACGUACCAAGGAACAUUGUCUGGUGGGUUUGAAGGGUAUGAUAUCUGCAGACAUGCAGGAUCAUCUCAUGCAUCCCAAUAUUGACGCCGACAUUGUAAUAAGCGAAGAGCCUCCAUAUGGCUCAACGCAAAAGCCAGAUUAUGUGUACAACAUAAUUGAACACCUUGUCCAAGGCCGGAGGCGGAUUGAGAUUUUUGGUGCUGAUCAUAACCUUCGGCAUGGCUGGUUGACAAUCGGGAAUGCUCUAUCAUCUUCAAAUUUUAACUUAGAGUCAUAUGUGAGGAAUUUUGUGAAUUUGGAAGGAAAAGUGUGGGAAAGAGUCGAUGCUCCUCAUCUUACAGGCACAACAUCUGCCAUUGAAGAUCUUCGACCUAAAAGUCCUUCCUCAAGGAAAAGACAAAACAAAAAUCGUUUGCCAAACCAAGAAGUUCAUUCUUAA